This is a messenger RNA of Suillus plorans, 1707 nucleotides long. RefSeq lists its product as uncharacterized. Gene Ontology annotation, molecular function: protein binding. NCBI's taxonomy places the organism in Eukaryota, Fungi, Basidiomycota, Agaricomycetes, Boletales, Suillaceae. The record is from RefSeq and is a predicted model, not a curated record. Bases 1 to 1707 code for a protein of 568 amino acids. The transcript has a single exon.
AUGCAAACUGCAGUGCUCGCUCCAAACAAUGCACCACCCGCCGCGGCUCAGUACACGGAAGCGCCUGGCUUGCCAGCUAAUACACCCUUUAACGUCAUAAAUCGGGCUAGCCAACUACAGCCCGUGCGCAAGGGUCCGAUCAAUACCUUGCCUAAAGAGAUCAUCCUGCACAUAUUCAAGUUGGGCGCGUCCUGUGGCGACUCCCAAAAACGUAUCGAUUUUGCGGUCUUAGUGUCGCAAGUUUGCGGUACAUGGCGUGACGUCGCUUUCAGCUGCUCCUCGUUGUGGGCGGACAUCACCAUCACGACCGAUAACAUGUACAAUGUUGACGGAGGGCACGCUAUCGUAAAUACAUCUCUUCUUCGUGCAAAGGAGUUCGCCUCGCGUUCCAGAGUCUUUCCGUUGUCUGUCCGACUCAAACUCCUCGUUCCACCCAACUUCGUAUAUCUUCAAAUAGGCACGAUUAUAAUAAUGAAUUGGCUCCGCCUGGUGUUUCCACGCAUCAAAUAUCUCUCGAUACACUGCGAUACUCUCCACAUCGCGCGGCUGGUCACGAAUCGUUUACAGACAGUCCCCAUGGAGAAUCUGGAGACCUACAAAAUGAAGUUUGGCACUGAAGUCCUGUCCUUUUGCCAUUCAAUUAUUUUGCCACCAGACGUGCGCUUUCUUUUUCUGGCUGGCCAAAACGAAGAACAGACACACACAGCGGACAACUUGGAUUUGCUCCCAAAGUUGACACGGGUUUCAUUGUCCGGGUUCCCAGUCUCAUGGUCUCGGUGGUCUCUAACGCGUCUGACAUCCCUAUCGAUUAAUUUCAUGACCUUGCAUGACCGACCUUCGAUGGAUGUGCUGAAAUACAUCCUUGCAUUGAACGGAGAGACUCUGGAAAAACUCGAGAUCCAAGGCGCCAUUCAGCGGUUUGGGAGGAUACCCUGUAACGCGGACGAGUUGCCGACGAACUUGCCGAGGCUCAUGGACCUUACGCUCGGUUAUCUAUCCCAGUGGGAAGCCAUAAUUUUUUUCCUUCACUUCGAGGCGCCUGCGCUGAAGCACCUCAAGUUAUGUGACGUCUCUCGCUCAAUUCUUACUCGGCACUUCAAAGACGGAUUUGACUCGAACAGCCUGGUCAUCCAGAACAUACCUGCUCUUCAACCCUUCAACAAAUUUUCUUCUACGAUCCUCCUCGAACAUCUGGUUUAUGUGUGUUCACUACUCGAACAAGUUGAAACGCUCGCACUUGAACAUUUUAGUCUACCACCUUUGGUUUCCGACCUCUUCUGGCAAGACGACGAUCCUCUGAAACAUUUGCAUGAGGCUCCUGUUUUUCUGGCUUACCGCAUGUUACAGAAAUGCUCGCGACUUCGACGCCUCGCUCUCAUCGACCCGGAGCAGUGUUUCCUCGAUGCACUCAAUAUGUAUCCCGACGAUCCAAAAACCAGCAGCCCGGCCCCUGUGCUUACCCACCUGUGUCUUGCUUCGUCUGAUUGUGACCGCCUGAAGCUCUUUUUGGAGCGAAGGGCGGAAAGCCUUGCGAAGGAAAAGGGUCCACGGAUUUUGGACUAUCUUGAACUGGCGACAGCGAAAAAAGAUGUGCAUGUGUUGGAGGAUAUCGUAUCGCAGCAUGUUGAUAUGAGCCGUAUUGCAAAGAGUUCGCUGGCGGCUGAAUGGCAUGGAAGCGGUGUUUUAUGCCCUUCCAAAUGUACUUAG